This is a messenger RNA of Leopardus geoffroyi (Geoffroy's cat), 2814 nucleotides long. Its product is annotated as cyclin-dependent kinase 4 inhibitor B. The record is from RefSeq and is a predicted model, not a curated record. The transcript has 2 exons. The coding region runs from base 1038 to 1454 and encodes 138 amino acids. Gene Ontology annotation, molecular function: cyclin-dependent protein serine/threonine kinase inhibitor activity; protein kinase binding. Gene Ontology annotation, cellular component: nucleus. Lineage: Eukaryota; Metazoa; Chordata; Mammalia; Carnivora; Felidae. Gene Ontology annotation, biological process: negative regulation of cell population proliferation; regulation of cyclin-dependent protein serine/threonine kinase activity.
AAAUAUAUAUUUAUAUUUUUUAAAUGUCUCACGUGCACCAGUUUGCCAUUGUCAAUCUCAAACUAGGUUUGUUUUUUGGAGCUGUGUGUGUAUCUAUUAUUCAAAGAUGAAAAGAAUAAAAAUCACAUUCAAAACAGGAUUCUCAGGAUUUUUCACUGUAACUGAUUUUUGAUUCAAAUAGGAAGACACACCCAAAAGAAAAUUGCUAAGGUUGAUGCAAGAUGAAAAGCUAGUGAAGUUCAAGUACUGCCUGGGGGUGAAUUUAACCUGCAUGACAGGUGCAAAGCUGUCACUUUCAGAAAUCUUGGGAGAGACAGAGUUAUUUUAAAUGCCUUUCUCUCAGCCAGCCAUUCAAUUAUACAAGGAGCGACUAACGUCCCCAAAGUGAAAGCAGCUGGCACGGGACUGAGGAAUAGAAAUCCUCUGCUCCGCCUGCUGGAGGAAGGGAUUAGGAUCUGAGUGCAUGGAUUCAACUUUUCCAAACCUUAGUUAAGGCCUUGCAGGACACUCGGCGAGCAGGACAACAGGCUCUGCGCGCUUCGUGUCUGGCGCAUGCGUCCCAGCAGAGUCUGGGCUGGCUUCCCAACACCGCCUUCCUCCCGCGCCCCGCCUCUACCUCGUCGGCUGUAACGUCAUCCGAGGGCCGGGCCUCGCAGCCUGCAAAGUGGGGACUUGCCCGGUCCGGCCAGACGGGCAGGGGGCGGAGCCUAAGGGGGUGGGGAAUACCCUGUCCGGCCGCCCAGCUGGAAACGGACUCAUUCCCUUGUAGGCUUUCUACCUAGCCGGACCAUUGCGACCAAGCGAGGCGCUUUUUCCCGGGAGCGAGCUGGGAAAAGCCCGGUUUAGCCACGAGUGGCUCGGCCAUUGCACGGGCCGCCUAAGCCACAGGAGGACGGUGAAAGAGAGCUGAAGCUAACCUGAGCUCUCCCACGUAGGGGUGAGCGCACCAGGGCGAGGUGGGGAAGAAGGGAGGAGUGUGGCGAAGCUCACAGCCAGUGGUGGAUUAUCCGUGCCAGUCUGCGUCUGUGGACUGCGAAAUGCGCGAGGAGGACAAGGGCAUGCUCCGUGGUGGCGGCGACGGCGCGGGCCUGGCCAACGCCUCCGCGCGGGGGCAAGUGGACACUGUGCGGCAGCUCUUGGAAGCCGGUGCGGAUCCCAACGGAGUCAACCGCUUCGGGAGGCGCCCAAUCCAGGUCAUGAUGAUGGGCAGCGCCCGCGUGGCCGAGCUGCUGCUGCUCCAUGGCGCGGACCCCAACUGCGCGGAUCCCGCCACCCUCACCCGACCUGUGCACGACGCCGCCCGGGAGGGGUUCCUGGACACGCUGGUGGUGCUGCACCGAGCCGGGGCGCGGCUGGAUGUGCGCGAUGCCUGGGGCCGCCUGCCCGUGGACCUGGCUGAGGAGCGGGGCCACCGCGAUGUCGUCCGGUACCUGCGCGCAGCCGCGGGAGAUUGAUGGUGGGUCCAGCCAGCCGCCCACCAGGACAUUUCUUUUCUCCCAUGUGCCCCACGCCCAACUUAGUUCAAGGAAGGCUACGAACAUGGAGCGGCGCAAAGCCUGAAAGCCUUCCAGGAGCCUUGACUCGCCGUGGGGGAGGAGAAGCAGACGGUGAAUAAAAUUUUUUUUUUCCUUUUUCUUUUUCUCUGGAUCCGGUCCUCACGCUCACCGUGAAGCAAGCGGACUUCCCAGAGAGAUUUAGGAGCUGAACGUGAAGCCCCCCGGUAUUGUUGACUUUUCAGGCUUUUCUGGCAAAAAAAAAGUGGCCUGUAGAGUCCCUAAUGAUCGAGGUGGCUGCGAAACUUCACAGGAAAGACGCUGGUGGCAAGAGGGGCAGGCGGCUGCCACUGGCAUGUGAGUGGGGGGCGGGUGAUCCGUUCGCCCCUCUGACCUUAAGGGAGCGCCCCGGAAGCCCCUACUGUAAGACGUUGGGCCCCCGGAGGCUGGAGGGGAAACCGGAAGGCCGAGGAGACGGAGGACGACGAGAAGGACCGCAGACCUGGACGCCACUAGGUGCCCAAGGCUUUCCACACUGUGUGUUGCGCUGCAAAGCACUCACCUGCGAAGCGCUGCUUCCCGGAAGCCCCGCAGACAUGGGCCGAGCUCCACCGCCAGGGACCGGAGGACGCGAGAGCGCGGUGAAUUUUCCCACAGGUUCGAAAAUUCCUGAGCCAAGAUGACUCAGAACGGCUCUCGGAAGAGGGCUGUAGCCUGCCGUGUGUUCCUCAGAGGAGGGGAGACUCUUCGGGAGUUCCAGAAGUCAGCGAUCCGGAUGAAGUGGUGGAUUGCAGGGUGGGUAGCCGCCUCCAUUAACCCUUUGCUUCAUCUGUGUACCACGGGAUACCCCCCCCCCCGAAGUUGGAAAAGAUUUGGAGAUGUUUUGAACUUUCGGGGUGUUCUUAACUUACCGGGGAGGCUUUAAGAAAGAAAGUAACUCCUUGGUAAAGAAGUGAAGAACUGCAGCUUUUAAAUGAAACCUUGGCACGCUGCCAAAGCCUAGACCCAUUUAUCCAUAACCUAUUUAUUUCUUUAAGUUUUCUGACCGGUUACUUUACUAGAGUGUCUCGGGGGUCAAACUAUGAAAUAUUCCAAAUGUCUUUUAGAAAACCGAUGCACCCACCCAGUAAAUUAUCACGGGGUAUUUCCCAGAGGGCUGCGUUGAAAAUGUAUGAUGAUGGCUCACGGAAUGUCUUAAUAUCCGCUGAACAAACUAAAGGGGCACUGCUUUUGGGAUUUAAUUUCCAGUGCUGCUUGAUUCAUUACAGCAUUGGAACAACUGAUACUUCAAUACUUUUAAUAAAGAAAAAAAAAAGCAAUA